Molecule: messenger RNA, 1131 nt
Organism: Thyridium curvatum
Lineage: Eukaryota; Fungi; Ascomycota; Sordariomycetes; Thyridiales; Thyridiaceae
Exons: 1
Coding region: 1-1131 (376 amino acids)
Biological process (GO): 'de novo' pyrimidine nucleobase biosynthetic process; 'de novo' UMP biosynthetic process
Cellular component (GO): cytosol
Molecular function (GO): orotidine-5'-phosphate decarboxylase activity
Source: RefSeq, a predicted model, not a curated record
AUGGCUUCACGGCAUACCACAUUGUCUCAGACGUACGCCGACCGGGCGCAGGCGGCUACGCACCCGCUGUCGGCGUAUCUCUUCAGGCUGAUGGACCUCAAAGCCUCCAACUUGUGCCUCAGCGCCGACGUCGGCACCGCACGCGAGCUUAUCAACCUUGCCGACAAGGUCGGGCCCUCCAUUGUCGUCCUCAAGACACACUACGAUCUCGUCUCGGGAUGGGACUACAACCCCAACACGGGCACGGGAGCCAAGCUCGCUGCGCUGGCCCGGAAACACGGUUUCCUCAUCUUCGAAGACCGAAAGCUCACCGACAUCGGCAAGACGGUGCAGAUGCAGUACACCGCCGGCACAGCCCGCAUCAUCGAGUGGGCGCACAUCACAAACAUGAACCUGCUGGCCGGCAAGGAGACGGUGCGCGCUCUGAAGCAGGCGGCGGCGACCUGGAAGGAGCGCAUCAACUACGAGGUCAAGACGUCUGUCACUGUCGGCACGCCAGUCUCUGACAGUUUCGAGGACGGCGAGGAGACUUCUGCUGUUCCGGAAGACCAGCCGCGGCGCGAUUCCAAGGACAGCUUGCCUGCCGGGCAACCCUACAACGGCAAUGGCAGGAAAGGCAGCGUCGUGUCCGUGACGACCGUCACGCAGCAGGUCUACGAGCCCGCCGACUCGCCCAGGAUGUGCAAGACGCUCACAGAGGGCGACGAAAUACUGUACCCAGGCAUCGAAGAGGCCCCCGUUGAUCGCGGUGUCCUGAUCCUCGCUCAGAUGUCGAGCAAGGGCAACCUCAUGGAUGACCGCUACACCCAGGCCUGCGUAGAGGCGGCCAGGGAGAACAAAGACUUUGUGAUGGGCUAUGUUGCCCAGGAGUGCUUGAACACAGAGCCAGAAGACGACUUCAUCCACAUGACGCCGGGCUGCAAACUUCCUCCCGAGGGAGAGGAUGAGAACGGCGACAUUGCCGGCGAUGGUCUUGGCCAGCAGUACAACACGCCUGCAAAGUUGAUUGGGCUCUGUGGCACCGACAUCGUCAUCGUGGGACGGGGCAUCAUCAAGGCAGGAGACCCUCCUUCCGAGGCAGAGCGGUACAGGCGAAAGGCAUGGAAGGCGUACUUGGCGCGCUUGGGUUAG